Trichechus manatus latirostris (Florida manatee) is the source of this 3787-nucleotide messenger RNA. It is a transcript of the gene SLC15A4, whose product is annotated as solute carrier family 15 member 4. The record is from RefSeq and is a predicted model, not a curated record. Gene Ontology annotation, molecular function: L-histidine transmembrane transporter activity; dipeptide transmembrane transporter activity. The transcript is spliced from 8 exons. Gene Ontology annotation, cellular component: membrane. Lineage: Eukaryota; Metazoa; Chordata; Mammalia; Sirenia; Trichechidae. Gene Ontology annotation, biological process: dipeptide import across plasma membrane; histidine transport. Bases 1 to 1737 code for a protein of 578 amino acids.
AUGGCAGGUCUGGGGGAGCGGACUCCGCUGCUGGGCUCGGGCAACCACGGCGCGCGGCGGGCGUCGUCAGCAUUCGCGGGCAGGCGCGUGGCGUGCGGCGCCGUGCUGCUGACGGAGCUGCUGGAGCGCGCCGCCUUCUACGGCGUCACGGCCAACCUGGUGCUGUUCCUGAACGGCGCGCCGUUCAACUGGGAGGGCGCGCAGGCCAGCCAGGCGCUGCUGCUCUUCAUGGGCGUCACCUACCUGGUGUCGCCGUUCGGCGGCUGGCUGGCCGACGCGUUGCUCGGCAAGGCGAGCACCAUCGUGCUCAGCCUGGCGCUCUACCUGCUCGGCAUGCUGGCCUUCCCGCUCGUGGCCGCGCCCUCCACGCGCGCCGCGCUCUGCGGGCCCCUGCGUCCCGCGCGCAUCGAGAACUGCUCGGCGCCCUUCCCCAACGGCAGCGCCGCCUGCCACGACGGCCCUCCGCGCUACUGCGCGCCCGCCACUUUCGCGGGGCUCGUGAUCGUGGGCCUCGGCGUGGGCACCGUCAAGGCCAACAUCACGCCCUUUGGCGCCGACCAGGUUAAAGAUCGAGGUCCAGAAGCCACUAGAAGGUUUUUUAAUUGGUUUUAUUGGAGCAUUAACUUGGGUGCCAUUGUUUCGUUGGGAGGCGUCGCAUACAUUCAGCAGAAUGUGAGCUUCGUCAUCGGCUACGUCAUCCCCACUGUGUGCAUUGGUGUGGCUUUCGUGGUCUUCUUCUGUGGCCAGAGCUUUUUCAUCACCAAACCUCCCGACGGCAGUGCUUUCACCGACGUGUUCAAGAUACUGGCGUAUUCCUUCUGUCCACAGAAGCGGAUAGGAGAACAUCGUAGUAAUGGUCAAGGCACUGGCGUCUGUCAGCAAUCUUCUAAACACAGUCUGUUUGAUUCAUGUAAGAUGUCCCGAGGAGGGCCGUUCGCAGAGGAGAAAGUGGAAGACGUGAAAGCUCUGGUCAAGAUCGUCCCAGUUUUCUUGGCUUUGAUACCUUACUGGACGGUGUAUUUUCAGAUGCAGACAACAUAUGUUUUACAAAGUCUUCAUUUGAAGAUUCCAGCGAUUUCAAGUAUUACAACCACCCCUCAUACGUUCCCGGCAGCCUGGCUGACCAUGUUUGAUGCCGUGCUGAUCCUCCUGCUGAUCCCUCUAAAGGAUAAGCUGGUUGAUCCCGUUUUGAAAAGAAACGGCUUACUCCCGUCAUCCUUAAAAAGGAUCGCCGUUGGAAUGUUCUUUGUCAUGUGUUCUGCCUUUGCUGCAGGAAUUCUAGAAAGCAAGCGGCUGGACCUCGUGAAGGAGAAAACCAUCAACCAGACCAUCGGGAACGUUGUGUAUUAUGCGGCCGAUCUGCCGAUAUGGUGGCAGCUCCCACAGUACGUGCUGAUCGGGAUCAGCGAGAUAUUUGCAAGUAUAGCAGGUCUGGAGUUUGCGUACUCGGCUGCCCCCAAGUCCAUGCAGAGUGCCAUCAUGGGCUUGUUCUUCUUCUUCUCCGGCAUCGGGUCCUUUGUGGGCUCCGGACUCCUGGCCCUGGUAUCUGUCAAGGCCAUCGGGUGGAUGAGCAGCCACGCAGACAUUGGUAACAUUAACAGCUGCUAUUUGAACUAUUACUUUUUUCUUCUGGCUGCUGUUCAAGGAGCUACCCUCGUGCUUUUCCUUAUUGUUUCUGUGAAAUACGACCGUCAGCGCUCCAGAGCCAACGGAGUGCCCGCGGGUGGGAGGGCCUGACACUCGGGAAGUGGAAAUUCCGUUGACUGGGCUCUGUGCCGGCGGGUGAUGGCGGACACAGGUGACAGCGGAGUACGCCGAGGACAGGCUGGCUUCUUGUUGCCGGGAAAUGUCUGACUGUUUGAACUUGCAUGUUACUGAAUUAAUUUCUUCUUCUACCAAGUAAACUAGGUAAGUGCCUUGCUGUGGCUCGUCUCCUGUCACACUGCCCCGGGGGACAGGUGUAGCGGGGAAGAGGUACCCCCGGGGAGGUCAGGUGCAGGCGUUGAGUACGCUCCUUCCCAUCAUUGGAGUCCCUCAGUUGACCCUAGACUGUGCUUCCUUCCUUUGAAAAAACCCCCCAGAUUCAGGUUACAAGUCUUCAGAAACCACACACACAUUGGUUGGCGUAUCAAUUAUUUAAACAAAUUUUGCUAUUUCCUUCCCACAAACCUUAUCAUCUCUCUCUUUAAAUGAAUAAGCAUCUCCUGUUGAGGGAUGGGAGAAUGUUUUUAAGAUAAAAAUGUGCUCAGAUGCUGCAGAGAUUGUGCAUGAAGGUUACGAUCGUGCCUGCCUUCACGUGCCACAGAGCUUGCCGUCGCCAAGUUUGUUGGUUCAGGCUGGUUGCAAAUUUGUUUCAUCUGCUGCUUCAAAAAAAUAAUUAAACAGUUGGUGUUACUUUUCUUUUUAAAGUAAGAACCCGCAUCAAGACCUUGUAGCCUCUCUGAAGCUACAAACGACUUAAACGGCUUGCCAGUAUUUUAACCUUCCCUAGCCAGUUUUUUACUUUGGGUCCCAUUGAGACUAAAGACUGAUAAUGGGGAGAUGUAAGGAAAGCAUUGUUUUGCGCAGAAUUAACCAUUGUGGUUAAAAACAAUUUAGUGUUAAAUGUGAACUUGAACUGUUUGACUAGUCAUCAGCUUUUGUAUUGUUAUUUACAUGUACCUGGAAGUUCUAAUUUUGUUAAAUAAACUAUGUUCGUGGCUGUGUGUUUUGGUGUAACUGAGUGAUUAUAAAAACACCUCACGUCUGAGACCCGGUGUCUAGUUGUCUGCGUGGUGUGUCGAGCACCGCUGGUGAGCUGGCUCUUACACGUGGUGGCAGGUGGACUCGUAGCCUGUCAGACUGAAGGUCUCCCAUGUCCUGAGUCAGGUAAAAUACCUGCUUCUGACCCCAGCUCUCUGCUUCUCUGAGGUGGUGAUGCUUCACUUCCUCCCUAGUAAAGGACAGUUGUACAUUUUGUAAAACAAAAUAGAAAGGAAAGCCACCCGUCGUGUUUUUGUAAUACAAGUGUAGAAAACACAGCUCGGUCUCGCCAGGAGAGUUGAGUGGAUUGAAGGUGGAUGGCCUGUAUCGCUGGUUCUAGUUGGGCAGGGGCGUGUCUUGGGUUUAAAGUGAAGUAAAAGGGAGGGGGCUGGGGGGAGGGGCUGGCUCGCCUCACCAAUUCUGGAUGUAGCGGGGUAGACCCUUGCUGAUCGAAAGGAAAAUUCUCUCUGGAAGUUAGCUGAAGGAUUGACAAAGUGAUCAGAGUACCAGCUGAAUAUUUCAGCUGAGUUGAGAUGGGUCAUGACCCGGGUGCACGGCGGCAGUAGAGGAACUGAAUAGAUAAAUACAAACAACCAGUGUGAGGUUGUGGGAAGCGUUCUCCUGUUGAAUGUGCGUGCCCUCAAGACUUUGCUGCCUGUCUUCCACCUGGCCGGCUCUUACCGCCCUCAUAAAACAGAUGGUAGUGCACUCUGCUUGAAGAUGCGCACACCUGCUUUCUCCUCGUUGACAGUGAGUAGGGCAGAAUUCUGUUUCUCCAGCCUCGGGUGGAUUUAAAGAGGAAGUUUUCAAUCAGACGACAGGAGUUUGGUUUACAACAGCGGCACAUCAGGCCUGUCGCUGGCGUCACAGGGAGGCUGCAUCCCUGUUCUCUGCUUUUCACCUGCUGAAGGGGGCUUUGGAGCACCGUGUCACUUUACUAUCCAGAGUUUGAGGUGACCUCUGCCCUGUAAACUGAGGUAGGUGUUACACUCUGGAUCGCAUGACGACAGAGUUUCAAAACACUGAAUCAUUUCCAGAUUGCAUC